GUUGCACUCACGUCCCUCCCAUUCAGUCAACUCUGUACGAGGCGGGCAGUCAAGCGUCUUCAUAGCGCAAAUCCCCAUCACACGUCAGAGACGACAUCAUUAUUUAAGGUUGAAUCAAGUUGGGAAGAAAGUUUUGCGACAGACAGUGUUGCCAAGCAGCUCCUAGGUAGUGGACCUAGUUAUUUCGCCCAGUUUAUCGCCCAGUUCUUACGGAUAUUAUUUUUAUAGAUCAGCAAUGCCACACACCGUGACAUUGAAUGGACCCUCACCUUGGGGUUUUCGACUGGUCGGUGGAAGGGACUUCAGUACACCGUUAACUAUUUCGAGGGUGACACCGGGCAGUAAGGCAGCACAGGGGGACCUGUGUCCUGGAGACACCAUCCUGGUCAUCAAUGGGGACAACACAGAGACCAUGACACACAUGGAGGCCCAGAACAGGAUCAAGGCCUGCAUUGGGGAGCUCACACUGGCCAUCUGCAGGUCAGGAGACAAAGUCUGGUCUCCAAAUGUUAUUGAAGAUGGCAAGACAAGUCCAUACAUGGCCACAUUGGAGUCUGAGUCACCACAGAAUUUCCGACCCAUUAGCACUGGACCAAUGACCAGUGGUUACAGCAGCAGCUACAGCAGGGGGAACAACAGCAGCGGUUACAGCCGAAAACCCUCCUACACUCCCGAGCUGCCGCACCUCAACAACGGCACCUCCAAGCAGUCCAACCAUGCGCAGUACAACAACCCAGCCAGCCUGUACGCACACAACAACGGCAGCAACGGAGACAGAGACAGGGUCUUGCCAAAACAAAUGAGCGGCCUGAGCCUAGGGUCUCCUCACAGCCCUGAGCCUCCGAUGCGUUCUCCUAUGGGGCGUAAUGGAAACGGUCAUAGUUUUGAAGUCACCACAGAGUCAGAUGUGUACAAGAUGCUGCAAGACACAGAGGAGCCAGUCUCCGCACCCAAACAAUCCGGCUCCUUCAAAUACCUACAAGGCAUAUUGGAGGCAGAGGAUGGAGGUGUGUCCCCUACUGACAUGUCUGGAGUGAGAGGCCUUAGGUCCCCGGACCGAUCCCCAGUCCCUAAACUGGGCAGCCCCAUCCCCGGCCACAUGGGCCCCAUGCCCGGCCUACAGAAACUCCCCCAGUGCACGCGCUGUGGCAACGGCAUAGUGGGAACCAUCGUGAAGGCCAGAGACAAACUGUACCACACAGAGUGCUUCAUGUGUGAUGACUGCGGCAUGAACCUCAAGCAGAGGGGCUACUUCUUCAUCGAGGAGAACUUGUAUUGUGAGACCCACGCCAUGGCCCGCGUACAGCCUCCUGAGGGAUAUGACGUGGUCGCCGUCUACCCCAACUCCAAGGUUGAACUGGUCUGAACUUGUCUGACUCUCACACAGUCCCCCCUCAGACAUGUGCCUGCAGUCUUAUCCACAGCUCCCAGCCCGUAUCGAUGUGUUCCAUUUCCAAUGCACUACAUGUCCAAGCUGUUGCCAGGAAGUAUCAGUUUAGAGUUGGAUACUAGAGAGUGGGAAAAUUUAGUUUCCAGAGGUUUUAAGUCUCUCUUUAAUUCUUUCACACUUACAGCAUACUCUUCCUAUUUCGGACGGAUUAACAUU
Molecule: messenger RNA, 1606 nt
Organism: Oncorhynchus mykiss (rainbow trout)
Lineage: Eukaryota; Metazoa; Chordata; Actinopteri; Salmoniformes; Salmonidae
Product: PDZ and LIM domain protein 4
Biological process (GO): heart development; muscle structure development; actin cytoskeleton organization
Cellular component (GO): filamentous actin; Z disc; adherens junction
Molecular function (GO): muscle alpha-actinin binding; actin binding
Source: RefSeq, a predicted model, not a curated record